AAGUUCAUUGAGAAGGAAGAAAUUAGAAGACAUCUUGGAAAACACUGCUGCGAGUUUUUCUGCAGCAAAUCCACAGGAAUUGGUAUAAAAGCGCUGCGAAUACUUUCAGGAGGUCAGUCAAGUCAAAGCAAUCCGCUCGACAAGGACAAUCGCAACUAAACACGAGAGCUCUAGCAUCACUACUAUUUCAUCCUUAGUAUAAAAGUUCUCGAAUAGUCUGAACCAAGUGAUAAGUAAAAUGGGUAUCAGGUUUUGGCAGUUGCAGGCAACUGUUCUUUACCUAAUAGUAGCGACCAGUUUUGCUCGAGAGGAAUUACGCACUUGUGAAGAUGACGGUUACGUUGAAUGUUUUAACAUCGAGACAACCAAAUAUUCAAGCAACGGUGACAUUUGGGUACGAGGAAACAGUGUAUACUCAAAACAAUCGCCGCCGUACCAGAAAGUUUCAGAGCGUCAAGAACAUUCAAGCCAUUACGAUUAUGGUGCUCACACAGAGGCUCGAGACUAUUCAAAUCGAGCUAAUAACCGUGAAGUUACAAGACGCGCUGAUGAUCGACAGGAGCGACGAGAGACUAUCAGACAAUUGGAUAAUCACGAAGAACAGCAAGAAAUUGCAAUGCGUUUUGAUAUCCGACAAGAGCCACGAGAAAUUACAAGACGUGUUGAUAAUUACAAAGAAGGACAAGAAAUUUCAAUACACCGUGAUGAACAUCCAGAACGACGAGAAACUACAAUGCGUCGUGAUGAACAAUCAGAACGAAGAGAGAUGACAAUACGAGUUGCAGGUCGUGAGGAACGCCGAGCCAUAGAAAUGAGACUUGAUAACCGACAAGAACGACCAGAGAUUACAAGACGCGUUGAUGAUCGCGAGGAACGACGUGAAACUUCAAUGCGACGUGAUGACCAACAGCAACCACGACAAAUUACAAGACGUGUUGAUGAUCGUGAAGAACGGCGAGAAACUGCAAUUCCCGGUAAUGACCGUCAGAUGACAAAACAUGUUGAUGACCAUGAGGAGCGACGAGAUAUUACAAGACGAGUUGAAGAUCAUAAGAGUCGCCGAGCCAUAGAAGUGCGGCUUGAUGAUCGACACGAACCACGACAGAUUACAAGACGUGUUGAUGAUCACGAAAAACAACGAGAAACUUCAAUGCGCCGCGAUGACCGUCAGGAGCGACGACAGAUUACAGGAGGUGUUGAUGAUCGUGAGGGACGUCGAGCUUUUGAAAUGCGUCUUGAAGACCGACAGCAACCACGAGGGAUUACAAAACGUGUUGAUGGUCGCGAAGAACAACGAGAAAUUUCAAUGCGCCGUGAUGACCGACAAGAACGACAAGAAAUUACAAGACAUGCUGAUGAUCGCGAAGAACGGCGAGAAACUUCAAUGCGCCGUGACUACCGUCAGGAGCGACGACAGAUUAAAAGAGGUGUUGAUGAUCGUGAGGGACGUCGAGCUUUUGAAAUGCGUGUUGAUAAUAGCGAAGAACGUAGAGAAACUUCAAUGCGUCUUGAUGACCGACAACAAUCACGAAAGAUUCCGAAACGUGUUGAUGAUCGCGAGGAACGACGAGAAAGUUCAAUGCGCCGUGAUGAACAGCAGGAGCGACUAGAGAUUUCAAGACGUGUUGAAGAUCGUGCGGGACGCCAAGCCAUUGAAAUGCGUCUUGAAGACCGACAGGAACCACGACAGAUUACAAGACGUGCUGGUAAUAGCGAAGAACGACGAGAAACUUCAAUGCGUCUUGAUGACCGACAAGAACGACAAGAAAUUACAAGACGUGCUGAUGAUCGCGAGGAACGACGAGAAACUUCAUUGCGCCGUGAUGAACAACAGGAGCGACGAGAGAUUUCGAGACGUGUUGAUGAUCGUGCGGGACGCCAAGUCAUUGAAAUGCGUCUUGAAGACCGACAACAAUCACGAGAGAUUACAAAACGUGUUGAUGAUCGCGAAGAACGGCGAGAAACUUCAAUGCGUCUUGAUGACCGACAAGAACGACAAGAAAUUACAAGACGUGCUGAUGAUCGCGACGAACGACGAGAAACUUCAAGGCGCCGUGACGAUCGUCAGGAGCGACGGCAGAUUACAAGAGGUGUUGAUGAUCGUGAGGGACGUCGAGCUAUUGAAAUGCGUCUUGAAGACCGGCAGGAACCACGACAGAUUACAAGACGUGUCGAUAAUAGCGAAGAACGGCGAGAAACGUCAAUGCGUCUUAAUGACCGACAAGAACGACAAGAAAUUACAAGACGUGCUGAUGAUCGCGAGGAACGACGAGAAACUUCAUUGCGCCGUGAUGAACAACAGGAGCGACGACAGAUUACAAGACGUGUUGAUAAUAGCGAAGAACGGCGAGAAACUUCAAUGCGUCUUGAUGACCGACAAGAACGACAAGAAAUUACAAGACGUGCUGAUGAUCGCGAAGAACGUCGAGAAACUUCAAUGCGUCUUAAUCACCGACAAGAACGACAAGAAAUUACAAGACGUGCUGAUGAUCGCGACGAACGACGAGAAACUUCAAUGCGCCGUGAUGAACAACAGAAUCGACGAGAGCCGACAAGACGAGUUUAUGAUCGUGAGAGACGCCGAAUCAUUGAAAUGCGUCUUGAAGACCGACAGGAACCACGACAGAUUUCAAGACGUGUUGAUAAUCGCGAAGAACGUCGAGAAACUUCAAUGCGUCUUGAUGACCGACAAGAACGACAAGAAAUUACAAGACGUGCUGAUGAUCGCGACGAACGACGAGAAACUUCAAGGCGCCGUGACGAUCGUCAGGAGCGACGGCAGAUUACAAGAGGUGUUGAUGAUCGUGAGGGACGUCGAGCUAUUGAAAUGCGUCUUGAAGACCGGCAGGAACCACGACAGAUUACAAGACGUGUCGAUAAUAGCGAAGAACGGCGAGAAACUUCAAUGCGUCUUAAUGACCGACAAGAACGACAAGAAAUUACAAGACGUGCUGAUGAUCGCGAGGAACGACAGAAACUUCAUUGCGCCGUGAUGAACAACAGGAGCGACUAUAAGCUUUCAAGACGUGUUGAUGAUGACGAAGAAAGACAAGAAACUUUAAUGCGCCGUGAUGAACAACAGAGUCGACGAGAGCCGACAAGACGAGUUUAUGAUCGUGAGGGACGCCGAAUCAUUGAAAUGCGUCUUGAAGACCGACAGGAACCACGACAGAUUACAAGACGUGUUGAUAAUAGCGAAGAACGUAGAGAAACUUCAAUGCGUCUUGAUGACCGACAAGAAAUUACAAGACGUGCUGAUGAUCGCGAGGAACGACGAGAAACUUCAUUGCGCCGUGAUGAACAACAGGAGCGACGAGAGAUCUCGAGACGUGUUGAUAAUCGCGAAGAACGACGAGAAACUUCAAUGCGUCUUGAUGACCGACAAGAACGACAAGAAAUUACAAGACGUGCUGAUGAUCGCGAGGAACGACGAGAAACUUCAAUGCGCCGUGAUGAACAACAGGAGCGACGAGAGAUUUCGAGACGUGUUGAUAAUCGCGAAGAACGACGAGAAACUUCAAUGCGUCUUGAUGACGGACAAGAACGGCAAGAAAUUACAAGACGUGCUGAUGAUCGCGAGGAACGACGAGAAACUUCAUUGCGCCGUGAUGAACAACAGGAGCGACGAGAGAUUUCGAGACGUGUUGAUGAUCGUGCGGGACGCCAAGCCAUUGAAAUGCGUCUUGAAGACCGACAGGAACCACUACAGAUUACAAGACGUGCUGAUAAUAGCGAAGAACGACGAGAAACUUCAAUGCGUCUUGAUGACCGACAAGAACGACAAGAAAUUACAAGACGUGCUGAUGAUCGCGAGGAACGACGAGAAACUUCAUUGCGCCGUGAUGAACAACAGGAGCGACGAGAGAUUUCGAGACGUGUUGAUGAUCGUGCGGGACGCCAAGCCAUUGAAAUGCGUCUUGAAGACCGACAGGAACCACGACAGAUUACAAGACGUGCUGAUAAUAGCGAAGAACGACGAGAAACUUCAAUGCGUCUUGAUGACCGACAAGAACGACAAGAAAUUACAAGACGUGCUGAUGAUCGCGAGGAACGACGAGAAACUUCAUUGCGCCGUGAUGAACAAAAGGAACGACGAGAGAUUUCGAGACGUGUUGAUGAUCGUGCGGGACGCCAAGCCAUUGAAAUGCGUCUUGAAGACCGACAGGAACCACGACAGAUUACAAGACGUGCUGAUAAUAGCGAAGAACGACGAGAAACUUCAAUGCGUCUUGAUGACCGACAAGAACAACAAGAUAUUACAGGACGUGUUGAUAAUAGCGAAGAACGUAGAGAAACUUCAAUGCGUUUCGAUGACCGACAAGAACGACAAGAAAUUACAAGACGUGCUGAUGAUCGCGAGGAACGACGAGAAACUUUAAUGCGCCGUGAUGAACAACAGGAGCGACUAGAGCUUUCAAGACGUGUUGAUGAUCGUGCGGGACGCCAAGCCAUUGAAAUGCGUCUUGAAGACCGACAGGAACCACGACAGAUUACAAGACGUGCUGAUAAUAGCGAAGAACGACGAGAAACUUCAAUGCGUCUUGAUGACCGACAAGAACGACAAGAAAUUACAAGACGUGCUGAUGAUCGCGAGGAACGACGAGAAACUUCAUUGCGCCGUGAUGAACAACAGGAGCGACGAGAGAUUUCGAGACGUGUUGAUGAUCGUGCGGGACGCCAAGCCAUUGAAAUGCGUCUUGAAGACCGACAGGAACCACUACAGAUUACAAGACGUGCUGAUAAUAGCGAAGAACGACGAGAAACUUCAAUGCGUCUUGAUGACCGACAAGAACGACAAGAAAUUACAAGACGUGCUGAUGAUCGCGAGGAACGACGAGAAACUUCAUUGCGCCGUGAUGAACAAAAGGAGCGACGAGAGAUUUCGAGACGUGUUGAUGAUCGUGCGGGACGCCAAGCCAUUGAAAUGCGUCUUGAAGACCGACAGGAACCACGACAGAUUACAAGACGUGCUGGUAAUAGCGAAGAACGACGAGAAACUUCAAUGCGUCUUGAUGACCGACAAGAACAACAAGAUAUUACAGGACGUGUUGAUAAUAGCGAAGAACGUAGAGAAACUUCAAUGCGUUUCGAUGACCGACAAGAAAUUACAAGACGUGCUGAUGAUCGCGAGGAACGACGAGAAACUUUAAUGCGCCGUGAUGAACAACAGGAGCGACUAGAGCUUUCAAGACGUGUUGAUAAUGACGAAGAACGACAUGAAACUUUAAUGCGCCGUGAUAACCAACAGAAUCGACGAGAGCCGACAAGACGAGUUUAUGAUCGUGAAGGACGCCGAAUCAUUGAAAUGCGUCCUGAUGACCGACAGAAACAACAACAGAUCACCAGACGUGUUGAUGAUCGCGACGAACGACGAGAAACUUUAAUGCACCGUGAUGACCGUCAGGAGCGACAAGAAAUUACAAGACGUGUUGACGAUCGUGAAGAACAACGAGCACUUUCUCGACUUGAUGACCGAGAGGAUCAGAAUGAGAUUGCUAGGGGCACUAAUCGCCAGAUAUGGCGUGACCACUCCAAUCUUAUAGAAAAUCAUGACGAAUUAUGGGCAGAGAGCAGUCGUCUGAACAAUAGAGAUGAACGCCUAGAAAUUAUAGUACGUGAACUUUCAACUGAUAAUGAAAUGAAAUCCAGCCCACGAACUAGGACUAAUGUAAAUUUGAAACGAGGAUACAUUUUACUUGGACAGGGAACAAUUUUGGCUUUUGCCUUGAUGAAAGCGCUCAAGGAUUAUGAGUUUAAAAUAAAAAGAGUUUCCUCUCAACACAUUGGCGAUUCAGCAUUUCUUAUAGGAUUUUAAAAAUACCUACUUGCUACCAGAAUGACAAACAAUGAUACCGGUAAAUUGGCUUACGAAUUGUAAAUAAUAUAUAAAGUGUACCUAAAGCAAAUCUGCGAAAUCGCUGUGUUAACAAAAAUAAUGAAAACAUAAUCGAAAUAGUUAUUAAUAGGAAAAUAGUUGUAAAAUUGUUAUGAUCAAAUUGUAAUAAAUUGUAAUCAAUUGGUGUUAUUUAUUCUAGUAUAUACAAAUGUGUAUAUAUAUUUAUAAAUAUAUAUCUGUAUAUAAUAAAAAAUAUAUCUAUAUAUAAUAACAUAUAUUAAUGUAAAUAAAAUAUUGUUCAAAUAAAACAGCAAAUGAAA
Bactrocera oleae (olive fruit fly) is the source of this 6156-nucleotide messenger RNA. RefSeq names its product trichohyalin. The record is from RefSeq and is a predicted model, not a curated record. Lineage: Eukaryota; Metazoa; Arthropoda; Insecta; Diptera; Tephritidae.